AUGCCUGAACAGCAGAAAAUCGCAGUUUAUUCCAUCCCCGACCUCAAGAACACUACCGAUGAUGCGCUGCCCAACUAUUUAAACUCACUCAAGUUCCGCCAGUCUCAUGGGCUGACGGACGUACGCCUCGCUCUCGGCUACACGGCCGUCAUCAUCGCCGGCGCUCUCUUCUACUUUGACUUCAAGUUCGGCUGGGACGCUACAAAGGCAUACACUGGGCCCGCUGUGGUGGCAUACUUUGUCCUGAACAGUGCUUUCAUGUACUGGAUGUACUUUGUGGAGAAGGGCAUGGUGUACUCGGGUGAGAAGGAUGGCGUGAAGCUGGAGAUUGCUUCGCGAGUCGAGAAAAGCAUUCCGAUCUACCACCUGACCGUCCGCUUCGUCUCGGGGGACAAGAAGAACGCCAAGAAGACCCUGUGGCAGGAAAUCCACAUCAGCGCUCCUUUCACCCGCUGGUUCACGUCCGACGGUUACUUCGCCACCAAGCCUUUCCAGCAGUUCAUCGCGUCUGAGAUUCCGAUCGUCGGGCAUGCGGAUCCGAACAACGUGGUCGAGGAGAUUGGGCGCGGUUCCGGCUCCACCAACGAGAUCCGUGUGGACGGCAAUGUCCAGGAUGUGCUGAGCCAGCUGAAGGCCGCUGGCGCCAAAGCGAGGAGGAGGGGCUGA
Messenger RNA from Lasiodiplodia theobromae, 666 nucleotides. Its product is annotated as Microsomal signal peptidase. Gene Ontology annotation, cellular component: signal peptidase complex; membrane. The transcript is spliced from 3 exons. Gene Ontology annotation, biological process: protein targeting to ER. The record is from RefSeq and is a predicted model, not a curated record. Lineage: Eukaryota; Fungi; Ascomycota; Dothideomycetes; Botryosphaeriales; Botryosphaeriaceae. Bases 1 to 666 code for a protein of 221 amino acids.